Molecule: messenger RNA, 1045 nt
Organism: Seminavis robusta
Lineage: Eukaryota; Bacillariophyta; Bacillariophyceae; Naviculales; Naviculaceae
Source: the annotation of a GenBank genome assembly
UGUCUCUCUCUUCGGCGAUGGUGGACGUGACCUUGCGAAAGCAUGAGCUGCAGCGCAAGGAGAGGCCGCUCGGAAGCAGCCAGUGGAGACCGAGUAGUAGCACUCGAAUGUUAGAUCGAAACAAACCUGACCAUGACGCUUUCGUUCUUGUUCUCGGUUCUAUUGAUGUUGGCAACGGCGAGUGCUCAGACCAACAACUGCACAGAUCUGGAUGAUUGUGGGAGGGAGUUUUGUGGUGUCGAUGGCGUAUGUCACUCUUACUCGUGUCCCAAUUGGUUCCAAUACGGUGGGAGUGUGAGCAGCGUAAUCGACGACGGCACAGCGCUCACCUGUGAAGACUACACAACCGGAGAGGAGGAUUUCUAUCAUGCGGUGAUCUUUAGCUGUGGAGGCUUUGGGCCGGGAGUGGACAUGGAAGGCGAUGGCGUCUCCCAGGUGUGGAACCGACGAUGCUACUUUGACGCGGGGGACGAGUUGUUCGAGUGCUUCCACUUGGCCCCCGAUACAGAUUUCAGUGCUUUUGUCAACCAGGCCGAAGCCAAUCCUCCCCAGCCUUGCGACUAUUCAGAAGAAGAAAUUGCUCGGGGAUCUCCUACCAAUGCAAGCUACAUUUAUCAAGUUGUCAUAUCGAAACCACCAAGCUUUAUCAGUUUCCGCCGAGGACCCGAAAGUACUGCAACUUUGGAUGUGGAUUCUGCCAUGAUGACCAUGUACGCCAAAGUUACCAGUUCUCAAAAGACUCCUGAGCCAACUGCUAGCCUUACUGUUGGCCCUUCCACAGCAAGUCCCACUGUGAGCACUAGUGCAGCCAUAUCCUUUCGCCUGAAGACAAAACUUGCCUCUCUUUCUGCUGCAGUGCUAUGGAUCACGACUGAGCUGACGACUUGACACCGCCGUCGAACGCAACAAAGAAAGAGGCAGGCUACAGUGGUAACACUAUACCGGUACCGAUACAUGUAGUAAGUCCAUCAUUUUAGUGUGUCAUGGCUAUCAAGCUGUCCCUGCAUCUUGGGCUAUAGCUACCAGCAGUACGGUAGAUUCAUCG